This is a messenger RNA of Pocillopora damicornis (cauliflower coral), 450 nucleotides long. RefSeq names its product RNA polymerase II-associated protein 1. NCBI's taxonomy places the organism in Eukaryota, Metazoa, Cnidaria, Anthozoa, Scleractinia, Pocilloporidae. The record is from RefSeq and is a predicted model, not a curated record. Gene Ontology annotation, biological process: transcription by RNA polymerase II.
GGUGGAAUCUUUUGGCAUGUGAGCACCUUGAAAGUCCACAAUGUUUUCAAGGCCUGCAGCCAAAGAUACUGAAAAUGAUCUACUUAUGCUGCAAGAGAAAUUUGUUACAGGUCGUUUGAACCCUGCAGCAGCCGUUGUUCGGUCGAACACAAGCGAGGAAUCUCGGUCACUAGGGGAAAAGAGAGACGCACCAUGCGACGUACAAGUUACAAGAGACGUCGUCACGUUACAGGGUCUUCCAGCAGGACAACCAUCCAGCAGAUUAGACUCUGGAUUCCCACCAAAGAAGAAAUCAAGAUUCAAAACAAGACAUCAAGAGACCUUUAAGAACAAAAGGCAACAUGGCGAAGAGGAAAUGGACUGUGAAGAACUUCUUGACAGUGAGUUUUAUUAUUAAGUAAUAAGAGCAAAUUUGUGGCAAUUAUGUUAGCAGAGCUUGGAUAAAGCUUG